Molecule: messenger RNA, 2317 nt
Organism: Pleuronectes platessa (European plaice)
Lineage: Eukaryota; Metazoa; Chordata; Actinopteri; Pleuronectiformes; Pleuronectidae
Gene: tmem255a
Product: transmembrane protein 255A
Exons: 9
Coding region: 209-1183 (324 amino acids)
Source: RefSeq, a predicted model, not a curated record
GCCGCGGGGAUGUGAGUGAGACGGACCCGCGCGCUCAGCUGGACGCGGUGGAGCUUGUGCUGUGCGAGAAUGACAGUGAACGCACCAUCCAAAGGAUCAAAGGAAACCUGUUCAGGAAUAUCCCGCGUUGAAUCGUGACUACUGCUUUAAUUAUUGAUUUUUUUUAAUAGAUUUUUUUAUUAAUUUGGUGGUUGGUGGAUUACGCAUCAUGCCUCCCCCCCAGAGCCUCCAAUCCAGCGGACUGUCCCUGUCAGAAACAAGCAUGGGCUCCUUUAAGAGGAGAAAGAGGAAAUCCAUUAUAGUGACGGUGAUGCUGCUCAUCGUGUCUGUGCUCAUCCUCGUCUUUGGCAUAGCAGCGACGACCAGGACACAGAACAUCACAGUGGGCGGCUACUACCCAGGAGUCAUUCUGGGCUUUGGCUCUUUUCUGGGAAUUAUCGGCGCUCAUUUGAUAGAGAACAAGAGGCAGAUGUUGGUGGCAUCGAUCGUCUUCAUCAGUUUCGGAGUGGUGGCCGCCUUCUGCUGCGCUAUUGUCGAUGGAGUGUUUGCUGCGAGGCACAUUGACCUCCGGCCCCUGUACGCCGGACGCUGUGAUUAUCACUCCAGUGAGACGGCGGACUGUAAAUUCCUUUCUGACCUCCAGGUGCCCUGCCAGACGUCGGGGCGCACGUCCUGCAACCUGCGCGUGAGGAGCAACACCUGCUACUGCUGCGACCUCUACCACUGCGGAAACCGUGUGGAGGUGAUCGGAGGCUACCACGAGUACACAGACGUGAAGAGCUGCCAGGACGUCGUGCACCUCUACCACCUGCUGUGGUCGGCCACCAUCCUCAACAUCGUGGCCCUGUUCCUGGGCAUCAUCACCGCCGCCGUACUGGGAGGCUUCAAGGACAUGAUUCCAUCUACGGCCUCAGAAAGCUCAUCUGAACCAGAGGCCAUCGCAGUUCCGGUCCGCUCAGAACCCACUCGACCCACUAACACCACUCUGAACUCCCACUACAACACUGCCCCCUGCCUGCCGCCUUACACCGCCUACGACCUGCAGGGCUCCUACACGUUCCCCGACGGCCUGUCAGACGACUCCCAGUCCGGAGCCAGCCACCUGUGGCCCACUAUGGUUCCUCCACGCUACUCCCCCCCUCACAACCAUCCCGAUGAGAAGCCCCCGCCAUACAGCCCCUAAGAUGGCUCAGGGCAAAGAAAAACCACCUGAAGUGUUGUCAGCGUGUUGUUGGAUGCUGAGUGAGUGGUUUGGAUGCACAACAUGUCGGGGCUCUCCCCUCACAAUCGCUCGGAGCUGCGGGGGAGGAAAGGUGGUGGAGGGGGGCGAUGGCCACAGAGCACACAAACUUUGGGUUCAGCCUAACACAUGGGGGCACGUGUGUGACUCCCAGGGCACCACUCACACUCUGGCCUGCACUGUUUGUGUGUAUGUGUGCAUGUGUGUGUGUGUGUGUGUGUAUGUGUGUUUGUGCACAUACACAUAGAGAGCGAGACAACCAGUUCAAAGCCGGGACCGUUUACACAUCUAUCUGCCUUAAUGCAAACAGACUUCCAGAGCUGCAGCACCUAGAUGUUUUCUGUACAAGGUCAGAACAACAAAACUGUUUCUGUGUUUUCCGUUCACCUCUGUUUAUUACAUUGUGUAAAUGCUUCCUGCCUCAAGUGGGGCUGAAGGUCAUCACUGCCCUCCCUGGACCGAUUAGCACAACUACGACCUUCAUGUGACCUGAAUCAGCUGGAGUUUCAAAUUAAAACUGUCGUGUUGUAGGUCCAAGCAGUCUUUCCUUUAGCGGUUGUUAGCGUCGGUGUGCAUUAUCGAAGGUAACGUCAGCAGUAACGGAGGUAUUACAUUCUCAAAGUAAAGAAAUAAAGAUGCUCCUGUAGCAGUUAGUUGCGCCCACAGAUCACGAUAUCUAUUUAUCCACUCAAUUCUUUUCGAGAAUAGUCUGAUCAAUGUGCGAUGAAGAAACAAGCUGUUCUACCUUCAGUAGCCUAGUUGUCAAUAAGAAAGUUAAAAAUGACACUCUGAACCCUAUUUCUUGUGUGGUCCACGUCUCUCUCUUUGUAAGUAGCACUAACGUCACACCGUCAGGCUGAGGUGUGUGUUUCUCUGUCAGGAAUGAUCACUGGUGAGGCCGAGGGUGAAGCGUCAGUGCUGGACUCACUGACAGGAGGCGGGAGCUCAUCCAGUCAGAAGUGUAAACUCGCUCCGUGUCCGUCAAGCUUUAAUCAGUGCUGUUUAUCAUUUACACUUUAAAGAACACAUUCUCUCUGGGGCUGAUAAAGGUUCACUCAGUUCCUUUUGUUUUUUUGU